Molecule: messenger RNA, 583 nt
Organism: Tupaia belangeri chinensis (Chinese tree shrew)
Lineage: Eukaryota; Metazoa; Chordata; Mammalia; Scandentia; Tupaiidae
Product: histone H4-like
Exons: 1
Coding region: 129-440 (103 amino acids)
Cellular component (GO): nucleosome
Molecular function (GO): protein heterodimerization activity; DNA binding; structural constituent of chromatin
Source: RefSeq, a predicted model, not a curated record
GUAGGGCGGGACUAAUUUAGGUUCCCGCCCAUAGACUUAGUUCUCAAUCAGGUCCGUUACAUUCCUAUAAAAAUACCGAGUGCGGCAGAACGCAGCACUCUUGGAUUCUUCUUCUUAUUGUUUGCGAUAUGUCUGGUCGCGGCAAAGGCGGGAAGGGCUUGGGCAAGGGCGGCGCCAAGCGCCACCGCAAGGUGCUGCGCGACAACAUCCAGGGCAUCACCAAGCCGGCCAUCCGCCGCCUGGCCCGGCGCGGCGGCGUCAAGCGCAUCUCCGGCCUCAUCUACGAGGAGACCCGCGGGGUGCUCCACGUGUUCCUGGAGAACGUGAUCCGGGACGCCGUCACCUACACCGAGCACGCCAAGCGCAAGACGGUCACGGCCAUGGACGUGGUGUACGCGCUCAAGCGCCAGGGCCGCACCCUCUACGGCUUCGGCGGCUGAGCGACCCCGUCCCGGCUGUUCUCGACCAAAGGCCCUUUUCAGGGCCGCCCACCUUCCAACAAAAGAGCUGUUACAGCCGCAAGAUGGCGCUUGGUUUCGUUUUCUGAUCCCCCUCCGGCGAACGCUGCCGGUCUGGUCCCUGG